Molecule: messenger RNA, 1182 nt
Organism: Durio zibethinus
Lineage: Eukaryota; Viridiplantae; Streptophyta; Magnoliopsida; Malvales; Malvaceae
Product: zinc finger protein WIP6-like
Biological process (GO): anatomical structure development; regulation of gene expression
Cellular component (GO): nucleus
Molecular function (GO): DNA-binding transcription factor activity
Source: RefSeq, a predicted model, not a curated record
UUCUCUUGCUAUCUCUUUCUCAUGUAGUAGUAGUAAUUAAAAAUCAUCAUCAUGCAAUCUCCUUCCUUCACCUACAAUAAUAUAUCCCCUAGGGAAAGUGCCUGCUAUGAAGCUGAUGAUGUUGAAGAUGAAGAUUCCAUAAUCUUAUCUCUUGGUCCUCCUGGACAACCCCAACGCAUUUCCAAAUACCCUUUAUCAUAUCCUCCCUCAAUCAAUACCCCCAACUAUCCAAACCCUAGCAGCGCUGAAAGUGGUGUAACAGUUGCCCUCCGCAUUGGUCCACCACCAAUUAAAACCAGCUCUAGCAAUUCUAAUGACACUGGUAAUAGUCUUGUUGAAGGACAGUACUGGAUUCCUUCACCCAAGCAGAUCCUCGUUGGUCCCACUCAGUUCUCUUGCACUGUCUGCAACAAAACCUUCAAUAGAUACAACAACAUGCAGAUGCAUAUGUGGGGGCAUGGGUCACAGUAUCGAAAAGGCCCAGAAUCCUUGAGAGGGACGAAACCGGCUUCUUCUAUGCUGAGACUUCCUUGUUACUGCUGUGCUGAGGGUUGCAAGAGCAAUAUAGAGCACCCCAGGUCUAGGCCAUUGAAGGAUUUCAGAACUUUGCAGACGCAUUACAAGCGAAAGCACGGAGCCAAGCCGUUUGGGUGCCGAAAAUGCGGUAAGCCUUUUGCAGUUGGAGGGGAUUGGAAGACUCACGAGAAAAACUGCGGGAAGCUCUGGUUUUGCAUUUGUGGGUCUGAUUUCAAGCACAAAAGGUCCCUCAAAGACCACGUUCGAGCCUUCGGGGAUGGCCACGCCCCACAUACAAUGGGAUUCUGUGAGGUUGAAGAAGAAGAAGAUGAUGAUGAUGAUGAUGAUGAUGAUGAUAAUGAUAAUGUUGAAGACAAUGAUGAUGGGAGUAAUGGUCCUCUUUUCUUCUAAUUGAUUCUAGGAGAUCAGUUUAAGUAGUCAAGUUUUGACAGUGACUAAUUAUUAAGGUUUAAGAAUGCUUUAGCAUGCUUAAUUAGUAAAUGUUCUUAUAUAUCUAUAGAGAAGGAUGAUAAAAACGGAUUAAUAUAGUGAAAGUCAAAGCUUAUGUUUUCUAUGCAUUAAAUAUUCGAAGUCGUGGUUCAAUUAUGUAAUAUUUUUCCAACUAUUUAUCUUUUAAUUUCUCUUUGUUUUUAAGGUUAUACCUUC